Molecule: messenger RNA, 2172 nt
Organism: Mixia osmundae IAM 14324
Lineage: Eukaryota; Fungi; Basidiomycota; Mixiomycetes; Mixiales; Mixiaceae
Exons: 2
Coding region: 1-2172 (723 amino acids)
Biological process (GO): DNA replication; DNA repair
Cellular component (GO): Slx1-Slx4 complex; nucleus
Source: RefSeq, a predicted model, not a curated record
AUGUCAGGAGCGGCAAAGGCGGCAUCAAGUCUCGCCAAUGCACACAAGCCAGUCAAGAUUGAUCGAUGGUCCCUCAUCGAAGCAAGAGCUGGCUCGCUCGAGCCAAUAUAUCUGCAGGAAGCAGAUAGCUCUGUCGAAUUCAUUCAGACGCGACAACGACAUCGCCAGCCGGUUGCAUCGACGUCGGCUAGCCCUUAUGGCGAGUCAGGGACAGAACACGCUGAUGCAGCAAACGAUAUUGAGAUCAGACACACACGCUUAAAGCGCUCUCCAUCCGUCGCGCUGAUCGAGCGUGUUGAGCGCAUCGGAUCCGUCAAACCUGCUGAGGGCCGCGAGUCUGCCAGUGAAACAAAGCGUCACCCUGGCUUCUCAUCUGCGCGCGAUCUGCUCGGCAAACAGGCCACGACAGAAGCGUCAGAAGCUCUCGCACUGCCACCGCCAAUCGAUGCCGAAGCUUGGCGACGCAAGAACAGCGCUAUACUGGUCGAAAGUCCAACUCAUAUCCAGCUCGACGCGACUGAGCCUUCACCGAGACAAUCGCAUUUUCGUGAUCGCAUAGCCGACUAUCGGUUCAAGAAGGUCCUCGAAAAGACGCCCAGUCCACGCGAAAUGAGAUCAAAUCCCUUCAGCACCCGUGCGCAAUCUCCUGUCGUACUGUCUAGCGAUCCUACGCCGCCUAUCGCGCAAGCUGAGCUACCUCAGCGAGAGCCAAAACGUGCCAGGCGCCUGCCAGAUAAGGUGUUUGUGCCUUCCAUCAUGAAUGUGCUCGUCAGCUGCCCUGUUUGCCUGGCAAUAUGGCAGAGUCGAAAGUCAGCAGCCAAAAAGACUGAUCACGUCAAGGCCUGCGCCGAUCAGCACGGCCAUACCCAGGAUCAAGUCAUAGCCGAGAUGGAUCGCCAGGUGUUGCGGCUCAAGAUGGAGCAUGAUCAGGCUAUGCGGGCGACUGCAACCCUGCUCGACAGUGUACUCGCGGAUCGCUCAGCGACCGUCGAUCAGAUGGUACUCGAAGCGACGCAAGGCCCAAAGCAGAUCAAUGGUACUCACAAGGCCAAACUGAACCAGUUAGCCGCCAAAAUAAAUGACAAGGAUCACAACGCAGCAAGCAAGGCCCUCGACCGGGCCGUGAGAGCAAUACAGAAGUCUGGCCGUCAGACUGAAACGCUCUCGUUUGUAGAGACUGUGCCUGUCGAGAUGCCUGUGCUCGCAGUGAAGAAGCAGCAGAGUCAUACGCCAGAGGCACUGCCGCCGCCACCGGCGACUCAAGCCUUUGCACCGUCGAAGCUGACAAGCAAGUAUGCCAAGAAGAGCAGUCUGUUCAAUGCAGCUUGUCAAGACGCCUCUCACGCAAACGAUAUUGACAGCGCAAAAGAGCCCACGGCGAGUUCUGAUGGCGUCACUUUGCUACCCCAGCCUGAACCAAUCACGCUCGACACGACAGACGCUUCCAUGUCUGACUCUGAUGUGCCGAUGCAAACGCAGAUGGUGAAGCGCAGAAAGCGCAAAAGUGACCAGCAAACGUCACCCGGCGGCAUCGCGGACGCCAUCAGUUCUAUGGGCAUCGAGCCGCCGUCAACGCCGCCUGCACCGACCUCAAGACGGACCACCAAAUCGAAGGUCAAGCCGCUUGUAGCACCUCUUGGCAGUCCGGCCAGCCCAGCAAUGCCAGAUUACGAUGCGUGGACACUGGAAGCACUACAGAUCGAGCUGGCGCAGUACGGCUAUAAAAAAUCAAAGUCCAAAAAGGCAACAAUUGAACGUCUUGUGGCGGUGUGGCACGCCAAUCAGGCUAGUCGCGCUGCUAAGUCCGGCAAGAAGAAGCGGACCGUUUCGCCGACUAAGCGGAAGGCUGCAUCACCUCGGAAGCGCAAGUCCAGCAAGACACCGUCGAUAGAGGAAGUUCCUACAGACGAAGAGGAUGUCGAGGGUAGUCAAGAGCCCAUGCAGACGGUAGCACACCAGAUUUAUCAGCUCGUCCGCUAUGAUCCAGUCCUUUGGCCGCGUCUUCUGCGUUACGAACCCCUUUGCUUCGAGGAUGUGCACGGCAAGAUCAAAGCGGCAGGCAUCAAGAGCAGCCUGUUACAGACCAGGGAGUUUCUGGAUGAUCAGGCGAUCACCCACUUUUCGCAGAGCGCGAUCGGACCCAGGACGGGCAAAGGACGAGGACGACGAUAG